AUGGAUUCGAUUACAGAGGCAAUAAUACCAUCCGUUAUGAAAGCGAUUGUGUUACGCGAAACUGGAGGCUGCGACAAGCUUGAAUACACCGAGUCGUAUCCUGUCCCAAUUCCUGGUCCAGGGGAAGUUCUCAUCAAGAAUGAUAUCGCCGGAAUCAAUUUCGCAGACAUCUAUUUUCGCACAGGCCUUUAUCCUUCAGCUACUGGUUAUCCCCUGGUCCUGGGCCUCGAGGCUAUCGGUACAGUUGUAGGAAUUCAACAUCCAAAUUCUUUCGGCUUUCACACUGGCGACCGUGUGCUUUAUUCCAAUGUCCCAGGCGCCUAUGCCGAGUACACUGCUGUCCCUGGAGCAAAAGUGGUCAAAGCUCGCUCCGACAUUGCCAGCGAUGAUGCGGUGGGAGGCUAUACGAUAGGAUUAACCGCCCUCAGUCUGAUCGAGCAGGGAUAUUCUGCAACACAGGGCGAUACAGUUCUGGUUCAUGCGGCUUCAGGGGGUGUGGGAUUAACACUCUGUCAACUUUUGAGCGACCGUGGCGUAACUGUGUUGGGAACUGCGAGUGACGAGAGCAAAUUCGCUAUCGCCACGACGAACGGAACCAGUCAUAUGCUCAACUACACCUCCUCUGCAGGUCCCGACUGGACUGAACAAGUGAUGCAGCUGACGGGAGGCCGGGGUGUUGACGCGGUUUUUGACAGUGUAGGUAAGGACACCUGGGAGGGGAGCUUUGCUGUAACCAAACUCAGAGGCAAAGUUAUAUUCAUUGGAGCAGCCAGCGGGAAAGUUCCUCCUAUCGAUCUUUCCAGCUAUAGCCGCCCACGCAAUAUCUCCGUCUUGUAUUCAGCUCUAGUAAACUCGAUUUCUACACGAGAGGACCUCGAAUUAUACGCAUCAAGGGUGCAGGAAAUGAUCGUCCAGGGCACGAUGAAGGUCAACAAGUACAAAACAUACCGACUUCGGGACGCCGCUCAAGCAAUGGAAGAUCUCGAGAGCAGAAAGACCACCGGCAAAUUAUUGAUGAAGAUUUAA
Messenger RNA from Fonsecaea multimorphosa CBS 102226, 1026 nucleotides. RefSeq lists its product as uncharacterized. Lineage: Eukaryota; Fungi; Ascomycota; Eurotiomycetes; Chaetothyriales; Herpotrichiellaceae. Gene Ontology annotation, cellular component: cytoplasm. The transcript is spliced from 3 exons. The record is from RefSeq and is a predicted model, not a curated record. The coding region runs from base 1 to 1026 and encodes 341 amino acids. Gene Ontology annotation, biological process: cellular response to oxidative stress. Gene Ontology annotation, molecular function: zinc ion binding; quinone reductase (NADPH) activity.